Molecule: messenger RNA, 435 nt
Organism: Laccaria bicolor S238N-H82
Lineage: Eukaryota; Fungi; Basidiomycota; Agaricomycetes; Agaricales; Hydnangiaceae
Exons: 3
Coding region: 1-435 (144 amino acids)
Source: RefSeq, a predicted model, not a curated record
AUGGGGAUGUCGAUGACUCGGAAGAAAACGUUUGCAACGCUUGAGUUGAGCCCAAUCGCGGUUGAGCCUCGAGAGGGCGUUGGAGGGCACUCAGGCGCAGUUAAGGAGCGAGGAGGUGGGAUAGGCCUGUACAAAGGCAUCUUACGUGCAGUGGAAGGCCUCUCGACAUGCUCAUAUACCUCUGAAACGUUCUCAGAGUUACAAGGUAGGGUUCAGGCUGCCAUCGACCGCCUGAACCUGGAAGGAUACGCGAACCUCGGACACUGGGUUACCGAGCUGGACAGGCGGAUUGAGGGUAUGUUUCUUCAGAGACUGACCCAUAUCAUCCAGGUGUGGUGUGCCGAGUUCGAUAGGGUUGAGAUACUCGACGAGAUCUUCUACUUGUUAGGGAUGUUGCGAGUACAUACUGUAAGAGGAGGGGGAAUAAGCGGAUGA